ACCGUCGUCCUAGGGACAACAUCACAUUACCGGUGGUAGUAGUAGUUUGUCACGGAGGUGGUUACGAUCUGUCGCCAUCGAUGUUGAUUGUUAGACAGUGCUCUAGCUUGAGAGCGUGUGAAUGGAAUAGUUUGAAGUGGGAAUAGACAGCAGAUAGUGCGCUCGAAACGAGAUUAUUAGUCACCGGCAUUGUUCGUUCGUUACUAGUGAGUCUGAGUGUUAUCUCAAAGAAAGUGUCUCUGCAUUGAAAGUGAUAAAAUGAUGGCGAUUACGCUGUUGGCAUUACUGAUGGCGCUGCUCGUCGGUGAUCGCAUGAUAAGCUAUGCCCAAGAAGAAGUAACGGUACUGGAUUCUCCGCCACUACUGGAACUAUAUCGGGGAUUACAUCAAUUGCUAUUCAAUUUCGUUGAACCUAACAGUGAAGACACUACCCGUCUUGCACGUGCCCGAACGUUAGGGAAGAUACAAACCCCGAUCCCGAAAAAGCAAGAAUUCCCAUGCUUCAGAGAUGGUAUGCGUAGCACACAGGUCCCAACGUCGGUACACGAGCUACGUCCUGGCGAUAUCGACGUGAUAGCUGCCAUCGGCGACUCCCUCACAGCGGGAACAGGUGUACUAGCGACCGGAAUAUUGGACCUGAUAAUUGAAAAUCGUGGCCUCUCGUGGAGCAUAGGUGGCCAGGGUACGUGGCGUGAAUAUCUGACUAUUCCCAACAUACUCAAGGAGUUCAAUCCAAAGCUGAGUGGAUAUGCUUCAGCUGAUAGCCUGUCGAACAAUAAGACAUCGAGAUUCGAUGUGGCCGAGAUAGGUGGCAUGAGUGCGGAUUUGCCCCACCAGGCCCGGAACCUCAUCAAACGGAUGCUAACCGAUCACACGGUCGACAUUAAGAACCACUGGAAGCUAGUGACGAUUUUCAUCGGUCAUAACGAUUUCUGUAGUCGACUAUGCUACCUGCCCAACCCGGAGAAGGCUCUACACUAUCACGAACAGAAUCUAAUCGAAACACUUCGAUUGCUAAAGAAGUAUCUGCCCAGGACCAUGGUCAACAUUGUGUCUCCAAUUAAUGUCAACGUUUUAAGGACCUUUCGGCCCCUACCACCUGAAUGUGUAUCAACUCAGCUGUUUGAGUGUUCCUGUAUUUUUGGCACACGGUUUCAAGUACUCCAGCCUCGCCUAAACCGCAUUAUAGAUGAUUGGAACCGGGUUCAAAUGCGUGUAGCGGAGCGGCCAGAGUUUCAAAAUGCAACAGACUUCACCGUAAACUAUCAACCAUUUGCCGAGCAGCUCGUGUUACCAACGCUUCCAGACGGUAGCACUGAUGCGGGUCUCGCAUCAGUCGAUUGUUUCCAUCUUAGUCAACGAGGCCACGCAAUCAUGGCAAAUAGCUAUUGGAACAACAUGAUCGAGGUGGUGGGCAACAAGAGCGGUACGCUGCAACGAGAGUUUCAAAGGUUUAACUGUCCGACAACGGCUCGACCGUAUUUAGCAACGCACGUCAACAGUUUACGCGGUCGCUAAAAGCUAUUGACAUUCUUCAUAGGAGUAUCAGUUUAUCGGUUAUUAGGAAUUAAUUUUAAAAUAUUAUAAUUAUCAAUUUACAUGAGAUGGUUAUUUCGAAACUAUGCAAACACCUCUUUGGUGGGAAUUACAGAUAACUGGGUCUAUUUAAAUGUUGAUAGUAUAAUGGCCAAAUCGACAAAAACGUUGAUUCGAAAUCUGUAUUUUGGAUAUGUGUCAAACGUUAUCAAGCUUUCUGGAGUGGAACCCCUUUGAACAUAAAACGAUCGUAGAAACCAACUUUCAUCAGCGGUUUAUAGUCCAACCUGUUUACGGUUCACCUACGGCAUUACGGUUACACCAACUUUUUUCUGUUUUACCUUACAUUUCCGGAUA
This is a messenger RNA of Anopheles darlingi, 1893 nucleotides long. Its product is annotated as phospholipase B1, membrane-associated-like. The transcript is spliced from 5 exons. Gene Ontology annotation, biological process: phospholipid metabolic process. The record is from RefSeq and is a predicted model, not a curated record. Lineage: Eukaryota; Metazoa; Arthropoda; Insecta; Diptera; Culicidae. Bases 259 to 1518 code for a protein of 419 amino acids. Gene Ontology annotation, molecular function: glycerophospholipase activity.